AUGCGGCAGUCGUGGCUCGUGUUCGCGCUUCUCGCCCUCUUCGCGCUCUCGUCGGCCCUGAGCCUGGAAGAGGCCCUCCACAUCGACGGCAUCGAGGAGUAUCUACACCAGGGCAUGAAGCGACAGGCCACGGGCACUGGCAACACAGCGGCGUCCGAAUCCACGCCCACUCCUACCGACGAUUCAUCAUCCGAUGCCCCGACGUCGACACCGGACAACACUCCCUCACCGACGCCCACGCCGACGCCUACCGACGACUCCUCUUCAAACCCCGAGUCCACACCGCCGCCUGAAUCUUCACAAGUGCCCUCAUCUGGAGGCGGUCGCUCAUCAGGAGCAGGGAGCACGCCCGCGCAGUCGACCGCGGCUCCUGUGACCUCCACGAGGAUCACGACACCCAUCGUCAGGACCACACCCCUCGUCGCUACGUCCGUCCAGCCGUACACCACGGUCUACACUACCAUUAGCAAUGGCCAGAAUGUUGCGGUGACGAGCGUGGGAUCUAGCACGGCCUUGAUCACCACCGGACAGUCUCUGCAAACCACGCUUCCUGAGCCCCAGGACGAUGGCAGCAACGGCGGCGGCGGCCUCAGCGACAGCAACAAGAAGAUUAUCGGCGGCGUUGUUGGCGGUGUCGGUGGCGCCAUUCUGCUCGGUGGUAUUGCCAUCAUCUGCUGGAGGAUCUGGGGCCGCAAGAGGCAUGUCUCGGAGGACGACGCGGACUUGAUGGCCGGAACCGGAUCUGCCCUUGGCGACAAACCUCAGAACGCGAGCUCGCCUUUCCAGUCGAACCUCGAACAAUACCACAACCCUGGCGGACGACCGAACGCGGCAGCCAACUUCUAA
Molecule: messenger RNA, 846 nt
Organism: Trematosphaeria pertusa
Lineage: Eukaryota; Fungi; Ascomycota; Dothideomycetes; Pleosporales; Trematosphaeriaceae
Exons: 1
Coding region: 1-846 (281 amino acids)
Source: RefSeq, a predicted model, not a curated record